Messenger RNA from Dibothriocephalus latus, 327 nucleotides. The record is from the annotation of a GenBank genome assembly. NCBI's taxonomy places the organism in Eukaryota, Metazoa, Platyhelminthes, Cestoda, Diphyllobothriidea, Diphyllobothriidae.
AUGCACCACCAGGGCAUUUUUCGUGUAUCAGGCAGCCAGGCGGAAAUCCUUGCCUUCAAGACGGCCUUCGAGCAGGGCGAGGAUCCGCUGAUAGGUCACUGUGAUGCUCGGGACAUCAAUUCGACCGCCGGUCUACUAAAGCUCUACUUCCGUGAACUUGGCGAACCGCCCUUCACCAAUGCCGUCUUCAUGGACCUUGUCAAUGCUGUGCGCGAACGUCGUGACAUGGAGGAUGGUGUUCAAAAGCUGCGCGAAAUUGUCAGAUGCGGCCUCUCCUCAGCUGUGUUUGUCGUUAUGCGGUAUUUAUUCGCGUUUUUGCAUCAGUGA